AUGAAAGAUAAAAACAAUAUUAAAUUAGAUAUUACAUCACUCAUUGGUGGUGGAGGAGGAGAAGAAGGAGAAAGUAGUAGUAGUAGCAGUAGUAGUAGUAAUAAUAAUAGUGUAAAUUCAUCAAUAAGCACAAUAGAUACAAUUAAAAUAGGAUCCCAUAGAGAUAUUAAAGGAGAUGAAUUAUUUAACCUAUUAGAGAUAUCAAGAGUACCAAGAGAAGAUGAUAUAUUUGUUAAAGAAUUUGGAUUAAAAUCAAUUGGUACUAUUGGUGGUAUAUGUUUAUUAAUUGGCAAUAUAACUGGCCCGGGGAUGGUUAAUAUAUCUUAUGAAUUUCAGCAAGGUGGAUGGAUUCUAACUACAUUGGGUUAUAUUUUAAUGCUAACUCUAAGCAGUUUAGCUGGCCUAUUUAUAAUAGAAUCCAUGUCAACGAUACCAGGUAAUAGCAGAUUCCAACUACGUGUAGAGUUUACAAUGAUAUGCAGGUUUUAUUUUGGGAAAUGGGGUUAUAUAUUAUCACAGUUUUUUAUAAAUGCAAGUUUACAAAUUACAAAUAUAGCGUCAAUUAUUAUAUGUUCGCAAGUUAUGGAUAGUAUUAUUAUAUUUAUAUUUAAAAAAACAUGUGGCGUUUCAUUCUCCGAAGGUUGGGUAUGUGUUUCCCAUGAAAAUGCAAAUACAUCACCUUUUUCUGGAACUAUGUUUUUCACAAUCGGUUAUCUAUCAAUUAUUGCAGUCAUUGUCCCGCUAGGAUUUAUGAAUUUAAACGACAAUAUUAAAAUUCAAACAGCAUGUGUAAUAAUUAUGUUUAUAAUUGUUACUAGUUGGUUAAUAAUAUUCAUUUUACUAGGCUUAGACGCAUCAAAUUUACCUCCAAUAGGCUCUAUUAAUGGUAUAUCACAAAUACUGGGUAAUUCAAUGUUUAAUUAUGCAUUUAUUACCACUGUACCAUCAUGGGUAAAUGAAUCCAAACCUAAUGUAAAUUUAAAAAAGAGUAUAUGGGUAUCAUCAUCGAUUUCAACAUGUAUUUUUAUAUUAAUAGGUGUGUUUGGUGGAUUAGCAUUUUCAAACAUGUCAUCAACAUCAGAUAUAUUAAGUUUAAUCAAUGCCAGUAGCAAAAGCAAUAUAUUUUCCAAAUUUUCAGUUUACUUUUUCCCAUUUAUAGUUUUAGCAAGUAGUAUCCCAGUGUUUUCAAUUAUUGUUCGUUACAAUUUGACCCAAAAUCGACUCAUGCACCCUAGAUAUGCAAAUUUUAUAGCAAUUCUUUUACCAUGGAUCAUUGUGAUUCCAUUUCAAACUGGUGAUUGGUUGAAUAAAAUAUCAAAUUACUCAUCACUUUUUUUUAAUUCAGUCGCAAAUUUUAUAAUACCAUUUGCCCUAUAUUUAAAAUCAAUUCAAUUCAAGCACAGAAAUCAUAUUUCUAAUGAUCAAAAACUAAUACUUCAAGAACUAAGUUUUGAAACGAUAGAUUGGGCCGAAAAUGAUUUCAUCCAAACUCAUUUCAAAUCUUUAACACAUGUUCCAAAAAAAUAUUCAAAAAGAAUUGCCCAAAUUUCAUUAAUAAUUUUAUCCAUUACCAUACCAAUUGUAAUAAUUACAAAUUUUUAUUUUAAUAAUUAA
This is a messenger RNA of Dictyostelium purpureum, 1614 nucleotides long. RefSeq lists its product as uncharacterized. Bases 1 to 1614 code for a protein of 537 amino acids. The transcript has 2 exons. Lineage: Eukaryota; Evosea; Eumycetozoa; Dictyosteliales; Dictyosteliaceae. The record is from RefSeq and is a predicted model, not a curated record.